ACGUACUGGUUUCCCCCGCGAGCGGCUCUUUCGCCGGGAAAGAGGACUCCCGCUGACGUCACUGCUCACGAGCCAGAGGUGUACCGGCUCAGCCAAUCAGCGAGCGGGACGCAGCUGGAUAUAAAAAGUGAGCGCUGCACACUGGGAGCGGGUGAAACUGAGACAGCAUCUGGCUGCAGCGGCACUAGUAGCAGGCGGGCGUGAUACUCUGCAGAGAUGUCUGAUCUGCUGCAGCUCAGCCUCAGCAAGAGGAAGAGGUUGGCAGAGGCCACCCCGGAGGACAGGGGGACAUGUAGCAGCAGCAGUCCGUGCAGCAGCGCUGAACUGAGCAAGAGGAGAGCCAAGAAGCAGCGCAGGUACCUGAGGCACAGGAAGCAGAGCCUGCAGCUCCGGAGCUGUGACUCCGGCGUGUGCGACCUGUAUGAGACCCCCAGCCCUGCAGUGGAGGCACGCAGACCUGUGAUUGCCACCUAUGACCCCUGCCCGAAGACUUCGCAAAGCUUGUGCCUACAGAACUUCCGAGACUAUGGGGAGGAGGGCUACAUGUUCUGCAAGAGCCUGGAGACCAAGUACCUGGCUGCACAGUGCAUGGCCAACCAGCCUCAGCUGAAGCCAGAAUCUCGCUGCAAACUCAUCAGCUGGCUGAUUCCCGUGCACAGACACUUCAACCUGGGCUUCGAGUCCUUGUGCCUGACAGUCAGCAUCCUGGACAGGUUCCUCUCCUGCACCCCUGUGGCUGCUGACUGCUUCCAAUUAGUGGGCGUCACAUCACUGCUCAUCGCGUGCAAACAGGUGGAGACUCGCCCCCCGCGAGUGAAGCAGCUGCUCGCCCUCUGCUGUAACACCUUCUCCAGCGAACAGCUCCGCAAUCUGGAAUGCAUCAUCUUAAUCAAGCUCCAAUUCCAGCUGGCAGCGCCCACUAUCAACUCCUUCCUGCAGCAUUUCUCCCUUUUGCACGUAACUGAAGGGAAUCUCCCACAGGUGAACAAAUCCCUGGCACUGGCCAAAGGCAUAGCAGAACUGAGUCUGGCAGAUUAUGCUUUUAACUCGUACCCACCGUCCUUAAUUGCUAUUUGCUGCCUGACGCUGGCAGAUCGCAUGUUGUGCCAAGAGAACCCCAUCAGCACGCAGGCCAGCGGGUAUCCUUACAGGGUACUGCAGGAGUGCACGGACAAGAUUGAAUUGCUGGUCUCCUUAAACCAGUAUUCGUUACGCUGCCUGCUGCCCAGCGGUGUCCCUGAGAAGAGUAUGGACUUGGACAAUUAAUGACUGAUUUUUAUUUUUUUAAUUAAUGACUGAACGUUUCUUGAAGCUCCACAUUGUAGCGAAGUGACCAGUAUAAAAAAUAAAAUAAAAUAACUUGUAUACAAUGCAACUUAAAAGGCUGCUAAACGUUUACUAAUAUAUUUGUUAGCACAAAGAAUGACUUGAUUUUAUCGAAGGAUACUGACAUACUUCCUAUCUAACAGUAUUGCAUUUUAGCUAAAUACUUGAAUACCUUGAAUAUUUUUAAUUUAUUUAUAGUGGAAUAUUUCUUUAAUGAGUUUAUGUAAAAAAAUGUUUUCUUUUUUUUUUUUUUUUCUGUAAACUGAUAUGUGAAGUGUAAUUUGUAUAAUUUUUACAUUGUUUCUAAUGCACUUUUUAUGUUGCACUCACAUAAUUUAUUUGU
This is a messenger RNA of Pseudophryne corroboree (corroboree frog), 1669 nucleotides long. RefSeq names its product cyclin O (gene CCNO). The record is from RefSeq and is a predicted model, not a curated record. The coding region runs from base 217 to 1266 and encodes 349 amino acids. The transcript has 3 exons. Gene Ontology annotation, biological process: regulation of cyclin-dependent protein serine/threonine kinase activity; mitotic cell cycle phase transition. Gene Ontology annotation, molecular function: cyclin-dependent protein serine/threonine kinase regulator activity. Gene Ontology annotation, cellular component: cyclin-dependent protein kinase holoenzyme complex; nucleus; cytoplasm. Lineage: Eukaryota; Metazoa; Chordata; Amphibia; Anura; Myobatrachidae.